GGUGCUGGCGGAGCCGAGAGGUGAAGCUGGAGCGGCGGUGGCGGCGGCGGCGGGAGGCCGGGGCUGAGGCCGAGGCCGGGGCUGUGAGGCCUUUGGGAAGGCAGUCGGCGGCAGCCCGGGGCCCGAGUCCGGAGGCAGGAGCGGCCGCCAUGGCCGAGAGCAUCAUAAUCCGUGUCCAGUCCCCAGAUGGCGUGAAGAGGAUCACUACAACAAAGAGAGAAACAGUUGCAACAUUUUUGAAAAAGGUUGCAAAGGAGUUUGGCUUCCAAAACAACGGCUUCUCAGUUUACAUCAAUAGAAACAAGACUGGAGAAAUAACAGCGUCGUCCAGCAAAUCCCUCCAUUUGCUAAAGAUCAAACAUGGCGACUUGCUGUUCCUGUUCCCCUCCAACCUCGCUGGACCCUCGGCUGAAAUGGAGACAUCAACCUCAGGAGGGCUAAAGGCCUUCGGUGCUCCCAAUGUGGUUGAAGAUGAGAUCGAUCAGUACCUCAGCAAGCAGGAUGGAAAGAUUUACAGGAGCCGCGACCCGCAGCUAUGCCGCCAUGGCCCCUUGGGGAAGUGUGUGCACUGUGUCCCACUGGAGCCAUUUGAUGAGGACUAUCUGAACCACCUGGAGCCUCCCGUGAAGCACAUGUCCUUCCAUGCCUACAUCCGGAAGCUGACGGGAGGGGCCGACAAGGGGAAGUUUGUUGCCCUGGAGAACAUCAGCUGCAAGAUUAAGUCAGGAUGUGAGGGACAUCUCCCAUGGCCAAAUGGUAUUUGUACCAAAUGCCAACCUAGUGCCAUCACGCUGAACAGACAGAAAUACAGACAUGUGGACAAUAUCAUGUUUGAGAAUCACACUGUUGCUGACCGCUUCCUUGACUUCUGGAGAAAGACAGGAAACCAACACUUUGGGUACUUGUAUGGACGGUACACAGAGCAUAAGGACAUUCCACUUGGCAUCAGGGCUGAAGUGGCUGCAAUUUAUGAGCCUCCUCAGAUUGGUACACAGAACAGCCUGGAGCUUCUGGAAGAUCCGAAAGCUGAGGUGGUUGAUGAGAUUGCUGCCAAACUUGGCCUGAGGAAGGUUGGAUGGAUAUUCACGGACCUUGUCUCAGAAGAUACCCGAAAGGGUACAGUCCGAUACAGUCGGAAUAAGGACACCUAUUUCCUGAGUUCAGAAGAAUGCAUCACUGCAGGAGACUUUCAAAACAAGCACCCCAACAUUUGCCGGCUCUCUCCCGAUGGUCAUUUUGGAUCCAAGUUUGUUACUGCAGUGGCCACAGGUGGUCCAGACAACCAGGUUCAUUUUGAAGGUUACCAGGUAUCCAAUCAGUGCAUGGCCCUGGUCCGAGAUGAAUGUCUCCUGCCUUGUAAGGAUGCCCCUGAGCUCGGCUAUGCCAAGGAGUCCAGCAGUGAGCAGUAUGUUCCUGACGUGUUCUAUAAGGACGUAGACAAGUUUGGCAAUGAGAUCACCCAGCUGGCCCGUCCCCUGCCUGUGGAGUAUCUGAUCAUAGACAUCACAACCACCUUCCCCAAGGAUCCAGUUUACACUUUUUCUAUUUCACAAAAUCCGUUUCCUAUUGAGAACCGGGAUGUACUGGGUGAGACACAGGACUUCCAUAGUUUGGCCACCUACUUGUCCCAGAACACCUCAUCAGUGUUCUUGGAUAUCAUCUCCGACUUCCAUCUCCUCCUGUUUUUGGUCACCAAUGAAGUCAUGCCACUGCAGGACAGUAUCAGCCUGCUGCUGGAAGCCGUGAGGACCAGAAAUGAGGAACUAGCACAGACAUGGAAAAAGUCUGAACAGUGGGCCACCAUUGAGCAGCUGUGCAGCACUGUUGGUGUGCAGCUCCCAGGCCUCCAGGAGUAUGGUGCAGUCGGGGGCUCUGCACGUGCUGCUCCCUCUGGCAUGUGGGCCUGUCAGCACUGCACCUUCAUGAACCAGCCGGGCACGGGCCACUGCGAGAUGUGCAGCCUCCCCAGGACCUAGGGCUCAGGCCCUCUGCUGCGUGGGAAUGGGCCAGCCCAGCCCAGCCCAGCCCACUCUCAAGUCUGGAGCGCCAUGUGUUCCCUGUAAGGCCUGACGCCCAUGGCCCUGAAGCAGUAGGGCCAGCUACCCUGGUAUCCGGAUACACCGAAGCUUCUCAGUGCAGAUCUUGAAGAGAACGAAUCCCAGCUGCUGUGCUGGGGUUGAACAGAACCUCCCAACUGGAAAGGCAGUGCAGCCCUGCCCAAGGACACCCCACAUGCCUCAUCUAGUUACUAGCUCCCCGCCAUAUUGGAGGGACUGAGCGCCUCCAAAUAAUCACCUGAAAUUGGGGUGUGCAGAGGUUGCAGCUGUCACCCAGCUUUCUUUCCUUCCUCUCUGCUUUUGGUUUUCUGCCUCCCCAGUUUUUAGAUGGAUGUUCCUGGCUGUCUCUGUUCCCUUGCUGUGGGCUGUGUCCCUCUGCUGGGAGCAUGUGUGGCUGGGGUGUGGCUGCCUUGGUCUGACCUGCAGUGUAGUGCGCCCCUGCCCUUCACUUGCCUGAAAUCCGCAGUUGUCAGUAGUUCCCACCCAGGAAAUUUUUAUUUAUUGUUUUAAGGUAGGCCUGCACAGAUGGGAGUGAGAGAGAUUUAAUCCUGCUUUCUUUCCUCCUUCAGUGCAGUCCCUGGUGGGUGUUCAGUGUGGUUAUUGGGCAGGGGCUGCCAUCAGUUGUUCCCUGAAGCAAACCUCAGUGCCUGAGACUUCCUGCCAUGCCGCAGACAGUGGCAGUUGGUAGCGUGGGUGGUGGCAGAGCAGUAGUGGCUCCUGCCAGGCAGUCAGCCUCAUCAUGUCUGUGGGCCAGCCCUGGGGUUCUGGUCCCCUCUCCCAGCUCUGCUCCUUUACCUGAGGCGUCCCUACACUGUUGCCUUCUUGCACAGUGCUGUGGCAGCUGAGAAAGCCUAGCAAAGGUGCCCAUGUGCCCAUGGUGAGGCAAAUAGAAACGGCCUGUGAGGGUCCCGUGGCUGUUCUGUGACAGCCUUUACCCAGGUAAGACAUAGGUAUCCUGAUGCCUCUUUGCCUUAAUGAGAGCUAAGUCAGCUAGCUGUACUUUACCCUGGGACAGGCCAUGCCAACCAUAGACUGCUGGGGGCCAUGUGUGUCUCUCUAGCAAAGUGCACCCAUGCUUCCUUCCGCAUCUUUGGCCCUGGGGACAAACCACUUGUUUGCUAGGGUUUCAUGUGGCAGGACUAGGGUCAGCAUCUCUGGUUUCACCUGGCCUGGGAUCUGAGCCCCACUGGGCUUGGUUUGGUACUGACAGGGUCAUCUUGGAGGGUCAGGAGUGGUAGAGAGCAGGCGAGCAGUCUCUGCAGCCACUUGCCAGCAGCAUGCAGACAAAGUGCUGAGGGCUGCCUAACCUCCCUCCUGGUAGUUUCCCUGGCUAGGACUUCACAUUUCUGUCUUUCCUGGUUUCUGUGAUCUGAUAGACUGGAUGUCCUGGCGUUGCUGUGUCCAUCACUUGGCUGUGUUUCCAGUGCCAAUCAUACAAGCACCGUUAUUCAUGCUGGGCAGGUGCCGGGCAGCACAAGCUCUGGAGACCUUUAGGCCACUACUUACUCGCCCACUCAUCUUUGUCUACAGAGUUAAUUAUUUUUUUUCUCAUAUUCUGGUGUCCACGUAAUUCUUGUUUUCUCUGUCUUUUAGCUAAAGAAAUUGUUGUGAUUUCUCUGCUCGUGGUUUUGAGUUACUCUUUGUUCAGUAAUGCACUUUAUUUUAUUGUCCAAAGAGAGUCAAGCUAAUGCUACCAGCUCGGGGUGAGCCCUGCGGAAGGGCAGCUCUGCUACCUCCUACAUGGAGGUGGCCCUGUCCCACCUCUAAUCCUACUUGCCAUCAGGCACUACAGCCCAGAAAGCGGUGCCUGUGGGCCUACCUACCCAAGUAAACCCAGUGGCUGCCAUGGUCCUCUUCAGGCUCAGAGCUGGGGUCCAGCCCUGGCCUCGCUCCUGGGACGUGGGUGCUCCCGCUUCGGCUCUGCUUUGGGCUCAUAGGUGUGCACUGGCUGGGUGUGGACUAGUGUUCCCGUGACCCUGCCCUGCAGUGGAACCUAAUAAAAGCACCUGAAGCGAA
Molecule: messenger RNA, 4073 nt
Organism: Psammomys obesus (fat sand rat)
Lineage: Eukaryota; Metazoa; Chordata; Mammalia; Rodentia; Muridae
Gene: Nploc4
Product: NPL4 homolog, ubiquitin recognition factor
Exons: 17
Coding region: 150-1976 (608 amino acids)
Biological process (GO): ubiquitin-dependent protein catabolic process
Cellular component (GO): nucleus
Molecular function (GO): ubiquitin binding; ubiquitin protein ligase binding
Source: RefSeq, a predicted model, not a curated record